AAAAUACAGCUAACAUACACACCAGUAAGGCUGCAUAUUCAUCUCAUACUGUGAAAUUCAGGCAUCCGGGGAGCAAUAGUCAGGCUGCAUAUUCAUCUCAUACUUUGAAAUUCAGGCAUUCGGGGAGUAAUAGUCAGGCUGCAAAUUCAUCUCAUACUGUGACAUUCAGGCAUCCGGUGAGCAAUAGUCAGGCUGCAUAUUCAUCUCAUACUGUGAAAUUCAGGCAUCUGGGGAGCAAUAGUCAGGCUGCAUAUUCAUCUCAUACUGUGAAAUUCAGGCAUCCGGGGAGCAAUAGUCAGGCUGCAUAUUCAUCUCAUUCUGUGAAAUUCAGGCAUCCGGGGAGCAAUAGUCAGGCUGCAUAUUCAUCUCAUACUGUGAAAUUCAGGCAUCCGGGAAGCAAUAGUCAGGCUGCAUAUUCAUCUCAUACUGUGAAAUUCAGGCAUUCGGGGAACAAUAGUCAGGCUGCAUAUUCAUCUCAUACUGUGAAAUUCAGGCAUUCGGGGAACAAUAGCCAGGCUGCAAUUAAAUAUUAA
This is a messenger RNA of Parasteatoda tepidariorum (common house spider), 533 nucleotides long. The record is from RefSeq and is a predicted model, not a curated record. NCBI's taxonomy places the organism in Eukaryota, Metazoa, Arthropoda, Arachnida, Araneae, Theridiidae.